Pipistrellus nathusii (Nathusius's pipistrelle) is the source of this 207-nucleotide messenger RNA. The record is from the annotation of a GenBank genome assembly. NCBI's taxonomy places the organism in Eukaryota, Metazoa, Chordata, Mammalia, Chiroptera, Vespertilionidae.
AUGGCGGCGGCGCUGUCGGGCCUGGCUGUCCGCCUCUCGCGCUCGGCCGCCGCCCGCUCCUAUGGGGUCUUCUGCAAGGGCCUGACCCGCACGCUGCUCAUCUUCUUCGACCUGGCCUGGCGGCUGCGCAUCAACUUCCCCUACCUCUACAUCGUGGCCUCCAUGAUGCUCAACGUGCGCCUGCAGGUUCACAUCGAGAUCCACUGA